AGUUAAACGGCGACAUGGCGUCUGAACCGAAUAAGACCGAAAUUCUUACUAUUUUUAAAAGACUUAGGUCGAUUCCCACUAACAAGGCCUGCUUUGACUGUGCUGCUAAGAACCCGAGCUGGGCCAGCAUUUCCCAUGGUGUUUUUCUUUGCAUUGACUGCUCAGGGGUCCAUCGCUCACUUGGUGUCCACCUGAGCUUUAUCAGAUCCACAGAGUUGGACUCCAACUGGAGCUGGUUUCAGCUAAGAUGUAUGCAGGUUGGAGGCAAUGCCAAUGCGACGGCCUUUUUCCAUCAGCAUGGCUGCACCACCAACGACACCAAUGCGAAGUACAACAGCCGUGCUGCGCAGAUGUACCGCGAGAAGAUCAGACAGCUAGCCAAUGCUGCACUCUCCAGAUAUGGCACUGAUUUGUGGAUCGAUAAUUCAGCAAACGUUCCGACCCCAGCUCCAGAGAAAAAGGAAUCAGACUUUUUCGACGAACACACUCAGGCUGCAAACAGUUGGGACAUGGCCACCCUCUCUCUCACACAGCAGAAUGGAUCCGCCUCUGUAACUCCUGAGCUGGAAAAAUUGACCGAGACCAUCAGCAACCAGCAAGAUGAAGGACCCAGCAUUGAGGGACUGAACAUGGAUGCAAAAGCCACCAUAGACGACUCAAUGAGAUUGGCGUCUGACGAGCUUCAGCCUUUUAAAGAAGCAAGACCCUCUAUAAUAGGAAAGAAGAAGCCAGUUGCUGCAAAGAAAGGGCUUGGUGCAAAGAAGGGUCUGGGAGCACAGAAGGUGAGCAGCAAGAACUUCAGUGAGGUGGAGAAGCAGGCCCAGGUGGCUGAGAAGCUGAGAGAGGAACAAGCUGCUGAGACUAAGAAACAGGCUGAAGUGUCCAUUGUGGCAUCUAUGCGACUGGCCUACAGAGAGCUGGAGAUUGACCGGAAGAUGGAGGAGAAGAAGCUAAAAAACCUGGAGGGGAAGAAAAGGGAGCAGGCUGAGAGGCUCGGUAUGGGCUUGGGAAGCAGGAGUGUUGUGUCACACUCUGUGAUGUCAGAGAUGCAGGUGAUUGAGCAGGAGACUCCAGUGAACUCAAAGUCGUCUUCUCGAUCUAAACUGGAUAUGUAUGAUGAGCCUGGCUUUACCUCUGGACCACCAAAAUAUAAGGACAACCCCUUCACAGCAGACAGCUUUGGUUCCCGAUGGGAUUCGGAUACAGGUUCUGCCUCCUUUACUUCCUCAUGGGCUUUAGAGAAAGAGGGGCCUAAAGACACUGAAGUUACCAUCUCCAGCAUCCAGCCAAUCGGAGAAAGGUUACCCAGCAGGCGGAAGCCAGAAGCAUCUGUGCCUGCUGCAGAAUCCAGCGAGGCACGGCAGAAGUUUGCUAAUGCUAAAGCCAUCUCAUCUGACAUGUUCUUCGGCCGUGACAGCAGUUCUGAGUAUGAGGCAAAGACUCGUUUGGAGGGCAUGUCUGCGAGUACCUCUAUUAGCUCUGCUGAUCUAUUUGGUGAUGGCAGCAGUCGCUCCUCAGGGAGCUCAGGAUUGGAGAGUGUGCUUCCCUCCGGGCCAGACAUCGCUCAGUUCAAACAGGGUGUGAAAUCUGUGGCUGGAAAAAUGGCUGUGCUGGCUAAUGGGGUGAUGAACACCAUUCAGGAUCGUUAUGGCUCCUACUGACAGGCCUGCAUAAUUUAAACAAGGAAGGAAAUGACAUACAGGACAUACCACAAUGUUGUUGACUGGAUCUGGACUCAUUUUCUCUUUUAUGUGUCGUACAUGAAACACGGAGAGGAAAAACAAAAUAAAAAAAAACACACACACAAAAAGAAGAGAAGAGGUGGCAAAACCACACCAUGCUUUACUUUUCUCCCAGGCUGUACCAGGAACUGUAGGGAUCCUCACUCACCGCCUGACCGACAGUAUUUCAGGUUUCUUUUUGGAUUUGUUUAAGAAAAAAAAAAAAGGUUAUUUUCAGAUAAUGAGCACUGAAUGGUGUAGAAAGUGUUCUAAGCAUCGUGGUGCUUUCUGUUUAAACUAACAGCCCUGUUUUCUACAUCGUUUACCAGGCUGAGAUUUCAUAUGGUUGAUUUAAAGUAUUCUUUAUAACAUAUAUAACCAAACUCAUUCGUAAAGCUUUGUUUUCUUUGCUUUUCUGUAUUUAAAUGGAUUUAUAUUCUACGUUCAAGAGAAACGCGCCUCACACGAAACAGAACCAGAGUUGGUGAUUUUACUGUUUCGUUUAUGUGAGCCACUUUUUAGAGGUUGCAUGAGUGGAAAUGAAUUUGGUGAUACUCUGAAUGUGUGACGUAGCUUUAGCUGUUCAGAUUCAUUCAUUCGAGUUGUUUGGAACAACGUUUAGGGUAAAAAACAGAACAUGCAAAAUCUGUGUCUGUCUGGUGUGGAAACAGAAUCCAGCACCUGUGUGCAGGUGCCUGUUUAUCUGCAUUUUAUACAUUGCAGUACCACUUUAAAAGAAAAAGGUUUAUCCAGACAUGCACAUACAGGCCAGUGCAGGCUUGUCGUAUGCCUCUCAAAAGGGUAAACACUUCUGAGGUUUUGAGGAGCAGAUCUGAUUUGAUUAAUGCUUGAAUCAGAUCUGCAGACAUGAUACAAAUCUAAUAAUCUGAUCAUUUUAAUAUAUUUAGCAUCAGUGCUUAGACAAGAGUUUUUUAUUUUAAACUAAAGAUUUGAACUCUGAACCAUUUUGACAGUGUUUUUAUUUUUUACCCCAGUCUCUGUUUACCUUACCUAGCGCAUAUGAGCAGUGAGCAUGUACACAACUCUCACCACCUCCCUCUGUGCUGAGAAAUACUAAAAAACCUUCCCUUACAACUCCAUUAUAAUCAAGUCUAAGGAUAGUUCUUAAACUGUCAGUAUGUGGUAAAAUGCACGACUGUAAAUCCAGAAAUGUGACUUAACAAAGGAAGUAAAUGCAGACUGAAAUUCACACAGUAGUUAGUAAAAUUUAACCUUUAGCCCUUAAAAUUUUUUCUGGAUUUUCCCCCUCUUUGUCUCCCAAUGUAGUCAUUUCCGAUUCCCAAUCAUGAAUCCGCUGCUGCUUGUACAACCCCCAUCUGUAUCACCACACACCCCCUCUUGCAUGUCCAAUAUACGGCCACUUCUUAUCUGCCAGUGUUGGGUUCCCACAGAGAGCUGUAUCAUGUACAGAGAGCCCUGCUAAGUUCCAUGUUCCCCAGACACAAACACAGAUUGCAUAUUGCAGCAGCAGUGGGAAAUGACCGUGUUUGAAUUUCCCUCCCUUAAACACAGGCAAUUUGUGUGGAUGCCCGGUCAGGUCGGUGACUCUUUUAAUUUUAUUUGCAGCAUAAAUAUGUAGAACAUGAUUUAUUUGUAUGUAACUUUGACAUUUACUUUACUACCACUUUAUCCUGGUCUGGGUUGUGGUGGGUCCGAUCUCCCUGUAAUUACUGGGCGCAAUGCAGUAACACACCCCAGACAGGACGUGAGUCCAUUGUGGAGCUCUGUUUUACUUAUAAAACACCAGCUGCUCUUCCUGAUGCAUUCUUUUAUCCUGACUUAGAACCUCUCGCUGUCCCUACCCAUCUGAGACAACAGACAAUGUAAAGCUUCCCUUUACCCCUUCCUUUACAGUGACUGUAAAAUCCUAAUCUGCUCAUAUGAUUUUGGUGCAGUGAACAGAGACAGAGAGUGUUCAUCUCUUCUUAUAAUGGCAUGUCAGAUUUUUAACACGUGCGUUACUAAAUUUUUGUCUAUUUUGAAUUGUGGUAAAGGGGAUACAUUUAAAUCCUUUCCUUUUGAGACUCAUCUGCCUGUCCCUUUGUAACACAGUGUACAAUUUAAGAAAUAAAUGAGAACUGUAAACUUCA
This is a messenger RNA of Trichomycterus rosablanca, 3832 nucleotides long. RefSeq names its product ADP-ribosylation factor GTPase activating protein 2 (gene arfgap2). Gene Ontology annotation, molecular function: GTPase activator activity. The transcript has 17 exons. Lineage: Eukaryota; Metazoa; Chordata; Actinopteri; Siluriformes; Trichomycteridae. The record is from RefSeq and is a predicted model, not a curated record. Gene Ontology annotation, biological process: COPI coating of Golgi vesicle. The coding region runs from base 15 to 1661 and encodes 548 amino acids.